Molecule: messenger RNA, 954 nt
Organism: Eutrema salsugineum
Lineage: Eukaryota; Viridiplantae; Streptophyta; Magnoliopsida; Brassicales; Brassicaceae
Product: jacalin-related lectin 10
Exons: 4
Coding region: 4-954 (316 amino acids)
Molecular function (GO): carbohydrate binding
Source: RefSeq, a predicted model, not a curated record
AAAAUGUUUAUCAUCUAUAUUUUUCUCUUUCUCUCCUCAGCCAUUAUAGAUUCCAAUGGGUUAGCCACGGCCCAAAAGUUGGAACCAGUUGGUGGAAAAGGGGGCAAACAGUGGGAUGAUGGAGCCGACCAUGACUAUGUAACAAAGGUUUAUAUACGAGGUGGCCGUGAAGGAAUUCAUUACAUCAAAUUCGACUAUGUCAAGGAUGGACAAUCCAUAGAUGGAUCAGUCCAUGGUGUUUCGAGUGAUGGUUUCACACAAACUUUAGAGAUUGACCAAUCCAAUUAUGAACACAUUGUGUCUGUUGAUGGUUACUACGACGACAAGACCGGUGUGAUGCAAGCUCUUCAAUUCAAAUCCAACUUGAAGACUUUUGAAUUGAUUGGAUAUCCAAAGGGUACUACGAAGUUUUCACUUGGAGUCGAUGGCAAGAUUAUCAUUGGCUUCCAUGGAUCUGCUGGGAAAUACCUAAACUCCCUUGGAGCAUAUGUAACAACGGCUCCUCCUACUAAAUCGGAACUUGUAGGUGGUUUAUAUGGAGGUGUAUAUUGGGACGAUGGUCCUAAUUAUGACGGUGUAAGAAAGAUGUAUGUUACUUAUACUAACUAUCUUAUUAGGAGUAUCAGCACCGACUAUGACAAAGACGGCCAAGUGGUAACUUCUUAUCACGGGAGCAAGGAUGGAGAGACAAAGGAGUUUGCGAUCGACUAUCCAAACGAAUAUUUGACGACCGUGAAAGGUACCUACAACACAAUCCCCGAGGAUGGCGUUUUGGUCAUUAGGUCGUUGAGUUUCAAAACAUCCAAAGGAAGAAUCUCUCCCACGUAUGGAUUAGUGUCUGGAACUGAAUUCGUGUUCGAGAGAGAAGGUAAUGUUAUUGUUGGUUUUCAUGGACGGGAUGGUGGUGGUUUCGAUGCUAUGGGAGUUUAUUUCUCACCGACGAUUACUUCGUAA